AUGGGUGCAGAACAAAGUGUUGUUGGCCACCAGAAGUCGUCUAGUAUUCAACAAAAUCUUCACACAACUGUUUUAUCGCCGACGUCUUCUUCUUCUUCUCAUUCGAAGCCCACAAAACAGACAGGUCAUUCUUCAUCUGUCCCAUCUUCACCGCAUUACGAUUGGCGUCGUCAAUCAUUCACAGGACCAGUUGUCAAUAACACCACCGCUAGUAAUAGUAACAGUCAACUAGUUCCAUCUAAUCGUCAACAGCAGUCUCAUCAGAAACAACAAAGAACUUCAUUAUCGAGUUUAUCAAAAGAUGUCACAAUAUCACAAUCAUCUUUCUUAUUCCCAUCAACAGCUUCAAUAGUUGAACCAUGUUUGAGCCAAUCGCAUCGAUCCCUUUCAACAAAAUCAUUGAAUUACUCCCUGGAUAAGUCUACAGGGACAUCAACGUCGCAUAAACAUUCCAGUGGUAUUUUGGUUGUAAAUCGUGGCCGAUAUGCAUCAAGUCAAUACGAAUUGAACACUUGUGGAGAUGUUAUCAGUAGCUAUAGUAAUAAUAAUAAUAAUAGUAGUACAAAUAAUUAUUAUACAGACAUUGGUAUCAGCCAGUUGAAGAAACUUCAACGAAUAUCUACAUUUGAACCACUUUUAUCCGUUAAUAGUGGUAGUAAUACUAGGGGUGGCGGAGUCGACGUUAAAACGCCAUCCUCGUCAUCUCACUCAACAACAACAACAACAGUGAAUAAACAGACUACUAGUACUGGUGUAAACACUCAGUCGUCAACAGGAUUUAGAAAGAAACAAUUUAUUCCUCACAUUCCAGAAUUUGAAUGUGAUGAGUUGAUUCAACUUUCAUUGACUUAUGAAGAAUAUUUGCAUAAAUACGCGACAGAAGUAUCACAAAAACAAUCCGAUAUAAUAACUAUACAAAAUAAACUCGAUCGAGAUGUCUGUCAAUUGUCAGAAAGCCUUGAAGCUCGUGAAAAAGGCAUCAUCACUGGUGGUGGUGGUAAUGGUUCAAUGCGUCAUUCAACUAGUUUAACAUUUCGUAGUCCUUUUAACAGUCCAAAGAAAAUUAAUCCAAAUCUGUCAGAAUCAAAUUCCAGCCGUAAACAAAAGUUAGCUGGUUCACAACAAAUUGAAACAAUUGUCUUAUUAACUAGUCAAAUUUCUGGUUUAAUGUCUCAAUGUGAUGAAUUAUGCAAGCAUUUGAUGAGUACAAUCAAUAAUCUUAACGAAACAUUAUCAAAUUAUGAAUCUAAUUUAAAAAAUACAUAA
Molecule: messenger RNA, 1266 nt
Organism: Trichobilharzia regenti
Lineage: Eukaryota; Metazoa; Platyhelminthes; Trematoda; Strigeidida; Schistosomatidae
Source: the annotation of a GenBank genome assembly